Molecule: messenger RNA, 1857 nt
Organism: Stylonychia lemnae
Lineage: Eukaryota; Ciliophora; Spirotrichea; Sporadotrichida; Oxytrichidae
Source: the annotation of a GenBank genome assembly
AUGCAACCCAAGAAUCUCCCUAACUAGCUACCAUUCCUCCCUGGAAAUGUGUACUAAGACCCCACUAUUACAAGAUACCACAAGACUCAGUUGCUCGGCGUGAGAGACGGAGCCAUUCUAGAAAAGACAACCAGCUUGCAAGAGAAUGUAAAUCCUGCCCUCCUGUCGUCAUUAAGAGAGGGUAAUCCACUUAAGUUGACCGGUAUUCCUCAACGUAAGCCACAAGAGAACGAUGCCAUCCCCAAGAUCGCUCCCAAAUGGCUUAAGUACGACAAACAGGUCCUUCAAUUUAACGCUUAUUUCCAAGAGCCAGUAGUUGAAAAUCCUAAUGAAAAUUACAGAGUCAGAAAGUGCAUCAUCUACUACUACCUCGACGAUGAUACUGUCCAUAUUAUUGAGUCUAGAGUAGAGAACAGUGGAAUACCUCAAGGUAUUUUUUUGAAACGCCACAAAGUUCCAAGACCAGAAGAUGCAACUGCUCACUAUCAAUGGCAAGAUUUGAAUUUAGGAUCAAAUUUGAAUGUAUAUGGACGUGUUUUCAGAAUCGUAGAUUGCGACGAUUUUACAAGAAGAUUCUUCUCUAAUGAAGGAGUUGCUCUUAACCCACCAGAGUCAUACCCAGACGAUCCAUUCGCAAAAACUAGAGCCAUGAUUAAUAUGAAGCAGAACCCACCCGAUCUUGCUGAGCAUAAGAAUUAUAUUGAGGUCAUGCUAAAGGGUGGUAGACCUAACAAAAAUCUAGAGAGUUUCCUCAAGAAUGAUAGAAUAGUAUUGUCAUACAGUAUUGUUUGGGAGGAUCGCUCAUACGAUGGUGGUGAUAAAUUCUACACCUUGAACUUCUUCCUUUCAGAUAACUCAGUUGAGGUCAAGGAGAUCAACGAAUAAAACAAUGGAAAAACUCCAUUCCCCAUGCUCUUGAAGAGACAAAAACUCGCAAAGACUCCAAUUCUCACUCACUGCCCAGGAAUGUCACUUAAGAAGGAAGAAUUUUACACACCCGAGGACUUACUUAUCGGAGCUAGAAUUAAUAUUUUUGGCAGAGAGUGCAUGAUCUAUGAUGUAGAUGCUGCUACUAGAGAGUGGUACAAGCAAGUCUUUGAAAAUGAAAUGAACCCAAUUCAACUCAGAAAACCAAGAGCUAACAUUACAUACUAACCAGUUCCUCCUUAUAACGGAUAUGGAACCCCAGAAGACUCUCUAGGUUCAGUAUAUUCACUUCAACCAAAGCCACCCAAGAUCGAUAUGAAAAAGAUGUUCAAGCAAGAUAUGCAUAUCUUGAGAUUUGAUGCUAAGCUCAUCUCAACCGAGCCUGAUGAUGAGUCAAGAAAAUUCAUUAUCUCUUUCUAUUGUGGAGAUGAUACCAUUUAAGUUUAUGAGGUCUGCGACAAGAACUCUGGAAGAAUAGGAGGUAAAUUCAUGGAGAGAAAGAAGCAUCAAAAUCCAGUAAACAGAGACUAUUAUGCUGAGAAGGACUUCCUCAUCGGAAGAACUAUCUUCCUUGGUGGAUUCAAGUUCUAACUACUGAAGGCAGAUGAAUACACAGAGAGAUAUAUGGAAGACAAUCCAGAUAUUUUCCCAGAGGCUUCCCUUGAAAAUGUUCUUAGAAAGAUCAAGAAGGGUGCAACCAAGUACAAGAACUUACAAGAAUAUGUCAUCAAUCUCAUCCAGUAUUUAGAUAAAAAUGGUGAUGGUGGCAUUUCAUUUGAGGAAUUCACAACCGGCCUUAAGAGUAUGAACAUCUUUGUUACCAACCAUGAAGAACACACAUUGAUGAGAAGAUUUGAUAAGAACGGUGAUGGAGUUGUUUCCAUGGAAGAAUUUUACAACACUUUAGCAGAAGUCUACGACAAAUAAUGA